AAUCGUCUAACUUCCAUCAGAUUAGCAACCUUUUCUGUUUCCUCUUUCCAGCUCUCAAAUACCUGGUUUCACCAGAUCCAGCGGACAGAGGUGAACCCAAAUCAUGUUUUGCUCUACAUAGAGCAGCUGAGCAGUGAGACCCUCAGCUUCUCCUUCACAGUGGAGCGGGACAUCCCCGUGCAGGGCCUGAAGCCAGCCCAGGUGAAGGUCUAUGACUACUACGAGACAGAUGAGUUUGCCACACAGGAGUACAGCGCUCCCUGCACCACAGAGGAAGUAGACCAGGGCAAUGCAUGAAGAAUACUCCCAGAUGCUGGAACCCACCUGCCUCACUACCACCCCAACCUAUGGAGUGACAUGAAUAAUGCCUGCAAGGAAUGGGAAAUUAACUUUACAAAUAAAUUAACUGUACUCACCAAUGAUUUUUGAACAGUUUAUUCCCAAUUCUGAUUUUUUGUGCUCAUCUUUCAGUCACAGCUUUAAUCUCCCUGGCUUCUUAAGUUGAAGAGUAUCCUAUCCAGGAAUGCCUGUGUGCAGUGUAGUAAGGCUGACAAGUGAGGAAGAAAAAAAAGAGGACCGAAUUAUUUAAGUUGGGGUCAGCCUUUCUAAUGUAUCUCUGUCUUUGCUAUGUUCUUUGAACUUGUCACCUGUGAUCCUGUAUAAUCAAUGUAGAAGGACAGGUACUUCUUGGGAACAAUUUCUCUCCCCUGGCUUAGAAACCAUAACCAUGAUAGAAUUGGUCUCUGCUGAUGGCUAUCCAUGUGUCCCGCAAGUAGGCAGCCUGGAUGAUCAGCUAAUGUUAAAAGAAAUUCAACCUCUGUGAUCUUCCCUGUAGGCAGCCCUUCUGGGAUUGUUUCUUGUUUGUAGAAGAGUGGGAAGAGGCAUAAUCUGCCCUCUUCUAAGAUUAGAGAGUGUAUGGUGGCAGAAGGAAUGUGUGCAUGCAUUAUGCCUUCAGCUGCUAACUUAGCCUGUUCUCCAGUUGGAGCUUGUGCCUUCUUGUGGAAACUUCCAUACCUUGUGUCUGCUGCUUCUGGGAGAUUCCCAAGGAGAAGCUAAUGGCAUUUGCCUUUAACCUACUUGCCUAAGCCUAGUCUAAAUGGCACAUUUAUUUAAAUAAUAGAGUUGCUUUGAUGAAAGUCUCUAUAGGCCUCCUAGAUAUCUCCAGGAAUGCUCCCCUUUCCUUGGUUUUGUCUCAUUAAUUUGUGUGUUUAACCUUUUGAAAUGCAGAAAGAUCUUACAUGACUGUUUAUUCUCAUGAAAUGCUUAUUGUUAGGUAUCAUGGCAUACUGUGUAUCCAAAGUAUGUUCCAUCCAUUUUUUUUUAGUGAGCCUGUACAAACAAUGUAAUUGAGAAUAAAUAAAAUUCUUCAUCUAUUUUGCUACAUAUU
Messenger RNA from Empidonax traillii (willow flycatcher), 1387 nucleotides. Its product is annotated as alpha-1-macroglobulin-like. Gene Ontology annotation, cellular component: extracellular region. The annotation marks the transcript as partial. The transcript is spliced from 4 exons. NCBI's taxonomy places the organism in Eukaryota, Metazoa, Chordata, Aves, Passeriformes, Tyrannidae. The record is from RefSeq and is a predicted model, not a curated record.